This is a messenger RNA of Amoebophrya sp. A25, 203 nucleotides long. Lineage: Eukaryota; Dinophyceae; Syndiniales; Amoebophryaceae. The record is from the annotation of a GenBank genome assembly.
AUGACGAUCACUCAUCGACCGUACCUUCUUAGGAGAUGUCGCACGAAGAGUCUCGUCUUGUAUUCUGCCGAAACAACGUGGUCCGCCACUAAUGAGUUGCAUUGUCCGAAGAGCGUUCACAUCCACUAAUGAAUUGCGUUUAUAUAUGAACAACGAUUAUAUGUUGAGCUUGAGCUUUGUUGUUUUCUCCAAAAGUCAAUUAC